AUGCCUAUGGCUCUCGCGGCGCUGCCCAAAGCCUUCGGGCUCCCCGUAGAAACACGCAAGGGACUUUUUCCCCAUUUAUUCAAUACGCCGGUGAAUCGCGGCUACGUUGGCCCGCUACCAUCGGCCGAAUAUUAUUCGCCGGACAGCAUGGGGACCGCGGAACGAACAGCAUUCCACGCGUGGUACAACGAGGCUGUGGAAAGUAACUAUGUAUUCGAGUUCGACAAGGAGCUGAUCGAUUAUUGCCGAAGCGACGUUGACAUUCUUCGAAGAGCCUGUUCGGCGUUCAGAGAUAUUUUUCUCACGCAGGGGGGUGUCUGUCCGUUCUCGCAAAGCACCACCAUCGCGUCUGCGUGUUCGGUGCUAUUUCGGCAGAAUUUCCUGCAAGACAAUACCAUCGGGAUUAUACCGUCUCGCGGGUAUCGGAUGACCGACAAUCAGUCCACCAAGGCGGUCGAGUGGCUCGUCUGCAAAGAACGCGAAAUCGGUAUAGAGAUAAUGCACGCGGGUCGCUGCAGGGAGUAUCGUAUCCCGGAAACGGGUCGCCCUGUGGACGGUUACUACGUGACCGAGGAUGGCACCAGACACGUGCUCGAAUUUCAGGGGUGUUACUGGCACGGAUGCCGAAAUUGUUUCACAGCGAAUCGCGACGAAGAACUGGUAGCUAAGGAUUGCAUGAAUAAGCGCUUCGAGGAAACCCGCGCGAAGACCGUCAGAAUGCGUGCACUCGGUUACGUCGUGACGGAGAUGUGGGAGUGCGUUUUCGCCGAGAUGCUGAAGAACGACGCGGAACUGCGAGCGUACGUGGAGCAACACCCGUUGAUCGUCGCGAGAAACGAAAAGUGUUUAAAUCCUCGCGAUGCGUUCUUCGGCGGUCGUACGAACAACACGAAACGGUUCUACGAGGUUGCCGAGGGGGAGCGAAUUCGCUAUGUGGAUGUUUGCUCCCUGUAUCCGUGGGUAUGCAAAAACGGGCGGUACCCCGUUGGACAUCCCAAGGUGCACGUGGGGGAUUUCUGUAAGACGUUGACAGGGCCCGACAACGCGAAUCUAGACGCGGUAGAGGGCCUCGUGAAAUGCGUCGUGCUUCCGCCGCGAAAUCUCUACCACCCGUUGCUGCCGGUCCGCAUGCACGGCAAAUUGAUGUUUCCAUUGUGUCGCACGUGUUGCGAGAAUUCGACACCCGACGAUUGCCCGCAUGCGAACGAAGCCGACCGCUGGUUGAGCGGUACAUGGGUGUCGGAUGAAUUGAAAAAAGCGAUCACCCUGGGUUACAGAAUUGUCGAUGUCAGCGAAAUAUGGCAAUACGAUAUCACUUCGUACGAUCCCGCGACGAAGCAAGGCGGUUUGUUCGCCGGAUACAUAGACACGUUUCUGAAGUUGAAGCAGGAGGCCAGCGGCUGGCCGGCGGAAUGCGAUGACGAGACAUCUCGCCAACGCUACGUAGAGGAAUACGAGCGCGUCGAGGGGAUCCGCCUGGACGGGUCCAAGAUAGCUAAAAACGCCGGGCUGCGUUCGGUGGCGAAACUUUGCCUGAAUUCGUUCUGGGGUAAAUUCGGGCAGCGCGAUAAUUUACCGCGUACAGAGGUGAUCAACGAGCGGCAGAGGCUCUUGGAGCUUCUCACCGAUCCGGACGUCGAGGUUCACGAUAUUUUGCCCGUAAACGAGCGGAUUCUUUACGCGCGAUGGGGACGUACGGGGGAAAGCGCGAUACCGUCGCCCAUGACCAACGUCGUCUUAGCCGCCUACACCACGGCCCAAGCGCGUUUGAAGCUCUACAGCUAUCUGGAAAAAUUGCAGCGUAGGGUAUUGUAUUUCGACACCGACUCUGUCAUUUACGUGGAGAGCGAGAACACCCGCGACGAAUACAAACCGCCGACAGGGAAUUUUCUGGGCGACUUGACGGACGAAUUGGCGGCUUACGGCCCCGGUAGCUAUAUACGAUCGUUCGUCUCGGGGGGUCCGAAAUUUUACGCCUUUGUAGUGAAACGCCUGAGCGAUCGGGAUGAGGUCGAGGUGUGCAAGGUCAAAGGCGUUACUUUGAACUAUCAGACAGGUCUAAAGAUAAAUUUUCAAUCCGUCCGAAGCAUAGUGACCGACGCCCACGAUCCUAUCACGGUGGAGCGACGCGCUAUCCAGCGCACCAACCUGCAUCACGUGGUAACGCGCACGAUCUCCAAAACGUGUCGCCCGGUUCAAUCGAAGCGUCGGCUCUGUCCAAACAGCUACGACACGCUACCCUUCGGUUACAAGGCGACAUGA
Athalia rosae (coleseed sawfly) is the source of this 2262-nucleotide messenger RNA. RefSeq lists its product as uncharacterized. The transcript has a single exon. The record is from RefSeq and is a predicted model, not a curated record. Gene Ontology annotation, molecular function: DNA-directed DNA polymerase activity; nucleotide binding; DNA binding. Lineage: Eukaryota; Metazoa; Arthropoda; Insecta; Hymenoptera; Athaliidae. Gene Ontology annotation, biological process: DNA replication. Bases 1 to 2262 code for a protein of 753 amino acids.